Rotaria sp. Silwood2 is the source of this 804-nucleotide messenger RNA. NCBI's taxonomy places the organism in Eukaryota, Metazoa, Rotifera, Eurotatoria, Philodinida, Philodinidae. The record is from the annotation of a GenBank genome assembly.
AUGCUUGGUGCAUUGUUUCAAAUUGAAAAAGUAAAUGAAGAUAAAAAGGAAAGAAUAUGGGUGGCUCAUCUAUCAUUAACAGGCGAAGAUGAUUUUCAUUUGAAAGAAACAUUUUCUUACGUGAAAAACACAAUUGGUGACGAUACUGAUUUGGAUUCUCUCGGGAAAAUUCUAUUCGAGAUGGAUGAAUAUGAACAAGCACACAAAUGCUAUAGAAGAAUGUUGGAUGAAACGCAACUUGCUAGUGGAAAUGCAGCAUUAGGUUUGGGUAAGGCAUGUCUUCGAUGCAUUGGGACUGACGAAAGUCUUGAGCAUUUGGAAGAAGCAUUACAUAUAAGACAACGUCUUUUGGGACACGAUCAUGCAGACGUUGGAGAGUGUUAUACUUGGAUCGGAGCGCUGCACUGGUACGUGAGAAAAGAUUAUGAUCAAGUAUUAUCCAAUCUUAAAAAGGUAGUCGAAAUUCAAGAAGCAACACUUCCGUCAGCUUCUCUUGCUCUCGCCAGCACUUACCAUAACAUAGCGGCCGCAUACAGAUGCAUGGAACAAUAUGAUUUGGGUCUAGAAUAUUAUAGAAAAGCUCUCGAGAUUCGAGAAAAAGUUUUACCUAGUAAUCAUUCACAGAUUGUGGGAACGUACUAUAAUCUAGCAUCACUAUAUGACAGUAAAGGAAAUUAUUCAAAAGCACUAGAAUACUUGGAAAAAUCAAUGGACAUUAAGCGCAAAAUUUUACCACCUACUCAUGAGGAACUUAUUCUAAAUGAAGAUAGUAUUCGUAGAGUGAAAAAUAAAAUGAAGAAAUAG